Molecule: messenger RNA, 2797 nt
Organism: Daucus carota subsp. sativus
Lineage: Eukaryota; Viridiplantae; Streptophyta; Magnoliopsida; Apiales; Apiaceae
Exons: 1
Coding region: 110-2476 (788 amino acids)
Source: RefSeq, a predicted model, not a curated record
GUUCGAACUUCUAACUAACAUUUCGACUUCAGCCCUAAAAUGCAGUCGAGGACUCAAUCAGUCCAUCACCAAGAAAUAGCUUAGAAUUUCAACAAUUUCACAAUCCCCAAUGUCAAAAUCAAAAUCACCAGAAGCAGCAAUGGAGAAAGAAAAAACAGUAAUGGAAGAAGAAGCCAUCCGUCUCAAAACCCUAGCCGAAGAAUCCUACACCUCCUCCGACCUCAACUCCGCUCUCAAACUCGCCAAGAAAUCCCUCCGUCUCUGUCCACACUUAGACGGCACUUCCGACCUCAUCACCGCCUUCAAAAUCCUCCGCUCCGGCGCCGCCAGUUCAACCGUCGAUUCCUCCCCUGACUGGUACAAAAUUCUCCAAAUUGAGCCUUUUUCUCAUAUUAAUACUAUUAAGAAACAGUAUAAGAAGCUUGCUUUGACUUUGCAUCCUGAUAAGAAUCCGUUUGCUGCUUCCGAGGAGGCGUUUAAGCUCGUUGGAGAUGCGUUUAGGGUUUUGUCGGAUAAGAUUAGGCGGAAGGAGUAUGAUAUGAAGUUGAGGAUUGCGUUGCAGGAGAAGGAGGUUGCGGAGAUGGAUAAGGAGGGUGUGGAGGUGUUUUGGACUGCGUGUUCGACUUGUCGGUUGUUGCAUCAGUUUGAGAGGAAGUAUUUGGGGCAUAGUUUGAUGUGUCCUAGUUGUAAGAAGAGUUUUAAGGCGGUUGAGUUUUCGGAUAAUGCGAAUAAGAAAGGCGUUGAUGAUAAUGUUGUUGGUGUGGAUAAUGUUGUUGGUGAUGGUGGUGGUGUAGGUGAUAGGAUGAAAACUAAGAGGAGUGGUGUUAGGGAUUCGGAAGUGAAGCGGAAGAUGAGUAGUGUUGGGGAGAUUUUGAAGAGAGGGGAGGGUGAGAGGAUUAAUAGGGGUGUAGGGGAGGGUGAGAGGAUUGAUAGGGAUGAGGUUGUGGAGGACGUAGGGGGAUUGGAUAGUGCAGUGCUGAGUGGAGAUGGGAAGGGGAAUGCAGUGAAUGGCAGUGCUAGUGUGAAUGAGGUAUUGAGGUCGAAGAGAGUGAGGAAGCCGAGAGACUUAGAUAAGUUGGAUGCAGGGAGUAGUGCUGCGAGUGUAAUGUAUGAGAGUUUGAAGGCAAAGAGAGCAAAAAGUGGGGGUGAUGAAAUGAUGACUAUUGCGCAAAUGCAAAUGUUAGCAAAGAAGAAAGGUAAUGAGAAGAAUUUGAAGCUUGAUGAGAAGGAGAAAGAGAAGGUGAAUGAAACAAACGAGACAUCUGAUGUGAGUAUUGGCGGGAGUGUGGAAACUGAGAGAAGGAGUUCAUCAAAGAAAGGAGCCUCAAGUAAAGCAUCCAAAAGUGGAGGUAAGGAGAUGAUUACAGUGGAAGACUUGGGUUUUGAUGAAUCUGAGGAAGCAAGAACAGAACAGAGUUCUCGGAAAAGAAAGAAGGCGAAGAAGAGGAAGAAGACAUCCGACUUAAUGAAUUGUGGGAAUUUGGGAACUGAAAAAAUCAGUCUAACAAAUAAUGGAACCCCUGGUAGGGGAUCCUCAAAGAAUGGAACCUUGAGUAGGGCUUCUAAAAGUAGAAAUAUGGAUAUAGUGACAACGGAAGAGUUGGAUUUUUCUGAUUUUGAUGAAGAUGGAACAGAAAGUAGUUUUCAGAAAGGAGAGAGGGUGAAAAAGAGGAAGGAGGUACCUGAAGUUCCUAAUGGUGGGAAUUUGGAAACCGGGAAAAAAAGUUUGUUAAAGGAUGGAACCUCAAGUAGGACAGCAAAUAGUGGACAUAUGGAGAUAAUGACAGUGGAAGAUUCGGAUUUCUAUGAUUUUGAUAAAGACAGAGCAGAGAGAAGUUUCCAGAAAGGGCAAGUGUGGGCUAUUUUUGAUGACGAUGAUGGAAUGCCUAGGCAGUAUGUGUUGAUAGAUGAUGUGGUUUCAGUCAAUCCAUUUGAAGUAAGAUUGAGCUGGCUAGAUCUUCAAAAUGAUGAUGAUGUAUUGGUCAGCUGGGAGAAACUUGGAUUUCGUAUUUGCUGUGGGAGGUUCAAAGUUUCUAGGAAGAUUUCGGUGAAUCUAUUGAAUAUAUUUUCACAUGUUGUGGAUUCUGAUCGAGUGGCAAAAGAGUUGUAUAGGAUCUAUCCGAAGAAGGGUUCGGUGUGGGCGCUCUAUAAUGAAAGUGCUAAAGAUUCUGAAGGGAGGAACUUGGGUGAUAAGGAUAGGCGCUGUUAUGAUGUUGCUGUGUUUUUUACCAGUUACAGUGAGGUACAUGGGUUGAGCAUGGGAUAUCUUGAGAAGGUUGAUGGUUUCAAGUCAGUUUUCAAAAGGAAAGACAUUGGUGGCCAUGCUAUUAAAUGGCUUGAAAAAGAUGAUAUGCGAUUAAUCUCACAUCAGAUUCCUGCAAGGAAACUUUCAGGGGAAGAGGUCUCAGUUUCUGCUAAAGAAUGUUGGGAGCUUGAUCCUGCCUCACUUCAUCCCGAGUCUCUCGCCAUUAGUUAGAGUUGAAAGUCUUGCCUUGUUCUUGGGGAUUUAAUUAGUACGGUAAAUUGGUGCAAGUUUUAAUGACCCGAUAAGAACUGUGGUUGACUCUGUCCAACUCAGUCCAAGUGCAGCAUGUCUUUUUAGAGUGAUUGAUUGUUAUAUAUUGUAGAGAGGAACUUCACUUCUCGCAGUUGAGUUAUAAGUUCAGAUAUAACCUGUUUAUAAAGGCCAAAUAUAUUCUUUUCCAUUCUGAAGUACUGAUUGGGAGGGUAAUGUGUAAAAGGUUACUUGUUUGAAGGAGCUACAUUUAGAUUUUUAAUCAAGACAAUAUUUAUAUCA